Messenger RNA from Python bivittatus (Burmese python), 5963 nucleotides. RefSeq names its product synaptogyrin 1 (gene SYNGR1). Gene Ontology annotation, cellular component: synaptic vesicle membrane; neuromuscular junction. Lineage: Eukaryota; Metazoa; Chordata; Lepidosauria; Squamata; Pythonidae. The record is from RefSeq and is a predicted model, not a curated record.
CCCAGCCUUAGUUGUCGCCAGCGAGUCUCUCUUCGUUCAGCUGGACAAGUAAGGCAGUGAGCAAGAAGCGAGGCCGGGGCUGUCAGGCAGAACUAACUCCCAACCUGAACCUCCCGACAUCGCACGCGCCGCGCUCCAGCUCGGCACCGUCCCCCCGCUGACCCUGCCUUCUCUCUGCGGGGUGCGCUCCUCGCUGCUGGAAGGCGCCGGCUGCUUUCUUUCCUCUCGCUGAGCAUCCCCGGCGCAAUAAACUUUUAUCACCGAGGGAAUAGCUGAGAGAGAAGGCAGCUCGGCAGGUCUUGCCAGCGGGCUGCUCUGAGGAUGGAAGCGGGCGCGUACGGAGCUGGCAAAGCUGGAGGCGCCUUUGACCCUCAGACCUUCAUCCGGCAACCUCACACGAUCCUCCGGAUAGUUUCUUGGCUUUUUUCCAUUGUUGUAUUUGGCUGCAUUGUGAAUGAAGGCUAUGUCAACAAUCCAGAGACACCAGAACAGUACUGCAUCUACAAUCGUAACCAGAAUGCCUGCAGCUAUGGUAUCACCGUAGGAGUCCUUGCAUUCCUCAUCUGCCUUCUUUACUUAGCCCUAGAUGUCUACUUCCCACAGAUUAGCAGUGUCAAGGAUCGCAAGAAAGCUGUGCUUUCUGACAUUGGCAUAUCUGGCUUUUGGGCAUUUCUCUGGUUUGUCGGUUUUUGUUUCCUGGCUGACCAAUGGCGUGCUUCGAAGAAAGAGGACAGUCCACUGAAUGAAGGAACAGAUGCAGCCCGAGCAGCCAUCGCCUUCUCUUUUUUCUCCAUCUUCACCUGGGUGGGCCAGUCUUUUCUGGCAUUCCAGCGAUACCAACUUGGAGCCGAUUCAGCACUCUUCUCCCAGGACUACACAGAUCCAAGCCAGGAGGCCGGCAUGCCUUAUGCACCCUACACAAAUGAGGAUACCACAGAUAGCAUGGGGACAUACCAGCAGCCCCCUUCUGCAGAUGUUUUUGAUGCUGAGACACAGGGGUACCAAACACAAGACUACUGAGAGCUGUUGGAAACCUCCCAUUUCCCCUUCCCUCUGCCCACUCUCUUCUGCCACCAAGAAGUCAGCGUGCAAAGCAGACCAGAGCAACAGGUGACUCUUGGCCAGUUUCUGGCCUUCUAGGUUCUCUUUUUUUAAUUUCUUCUUUACGGAAAACCUAAUGCCUCCUCCUCCUGAAUUCUCCAUCAAAACUAAAUUGUUCAUUGCAAAACAUUUUAUUGUUUGCAUUGCAGUGAUAGAUUCUUUGUCUGGGAAGCUCAAGCUUUAUUUCAGAGGGGAGGAGGGAAGAACCUCAGGAUGGUGUUGGUGGAAGGCACAAGCCCUGGAUAUGUGGGUGAAUGCUAGUUAAGAUGCCAGUGCAUAAAUGUAAGUGCUGAGAAAUGAGAAUAAGAACUGGGCAAAUGAGUAGACCAUCCUAUGAAUGAGUAGUGAAAGUGGGCAAGCAAAGGUGAACAAUGUACAUGGCAGCAAGGAAGUAUAUAGAAAUGGCAAGCAGAAAGGGAUCUCAGGUAGGUGAGAAUGGAAUAAUAAAUUGUUGGGUGUAGAAUCUACAAUAAGCCAGACUGGGUUUGAUAAUACUGAGCUUUAAAAGAAUAUCCUGGCCUCCUUGAUUUUCAUGAAAUAUUGAAAUGUUUUGUUUUGUCCACUCUAUUAUCUUUUGUUUUCAUUUUAUCUGCUGCAGAUUCAUAAUAUGUGUUUUCCUUCACAAACUGUUCCAAUUUUUAAUCACUUGUGGUUGGCUUUUUGGAGAAUUGAGAAUUAUUACAUGAUUCUCUGUUCAAGUUCAAAAUGCAAGCAAAAGUUAAAUAGAGGCUGAAGAAUGAGACACAGAUUGAUUAUAUUUGUUUCCAAAUAUGAGGCAGUUCUUUACAAUAGAAUCACAUCUGUUCAUUCUACAGUAGGCUAAACCAAAUCUGAUGAACUGACUUUGUUUAGUCUGCAAAACAACAUGUGAGAAAAGGCCCAGUUACAAUCCACAAAAUUUAAACAAAUUAUACAAUGGCUGGUCAUUUCAUUCAAUUAUUUUUUUCUCCAAAAAUGCUUUAUGAAGACAAGUGUACAGAUUAUGAAUUGUCAAGGAAUGAUGUAGCAUUCUAAAUCCAGGAUAACGGCCAUGAAAUCUCUUCUCCCUCAAAUUAUCUGUAUCUGUGACAAUCCUCUUUUCCAGCUUUUUUUUUUUUUUUUAAUAAAGUUGUUUUCCAAUUGAUGGAGAAAUGCCAGUGCUGAUAAAAUGAUAGUGACUAGGGGAACUCUUACAAAGAAUGGAAAUAAAAAUAAGCAAAAAUAGCUAUGAAUAAAAGGAUACUUCUGCCCACCAUGUUAUAUGGAACAGAGAGUUGAGGAUGUCAGGAGAAACAUAAAAGUAAGUUCAAUGCAAUAGGAAUGAAUUAUUUAAGAAAUGUGUGAGGUAAAGUAGGGUCAAGAAAGAAUAGGUAGAGAAUGAAUGUGGAUUUAAUACAAAAGUGAGUGACCAGUACAAAAGAAAUAUAUCAAAAUGGUUUGGUCACAUAAAGAGAAUGAAAGAAGAUUGAUUUGCAGACUAAAUACACGAGUGGGUUGAGAGGAAGGGGAAGACCAAGAAAGUCAUGUUGGAUGAAACUCAAAUUCUCAAUAGGAGAUAAUUUUUUUCCCCCUUAUCUCAUGCCUUAACAUUCUUCAGCUUACUAUUUCUUGCUCCUUUACUGCACUGUUCAUUAUGUUGAUUAACCAAAAGGGAAUAGCGUGAUGGAUACAUAAUAUAUGUAUACUAUUCAUAUAUUCAUGAUUCAAGAAAUUAAGAUACCCAGAGAGAAGGAAUAAACAAAACAGUGCUCUAGGAACAAGUGAUACUCAAAUAGUCUGAUCAGACAAAGGAUUAUUCAGAGGUAAACUUCAUCCAGUUCAAUGGGACUUGCUCCUGAGAAUGUGUGUCUAGAAGAUUGUAAGUUCAACAAAUAUUUACUCAUGAAUUUCUAAAGAGAAGUGCUAAGAGCAAACCUUGUCUGUAAACCACAUUCAUUGUAUUAAAUGGUAAUGUCCUAUAAGAAAAUAUUAACAUUUUGUAUGGAGUGUAACAAAACAGAACUCUUCUGUCAAGCUUGUCUACAGUGGAACUGAGCUAGGAAAACACAAUUAAGUUGUAUACCAAUCACAUUUGUAAGAAGGAUCAUCUACUUCUAGUUGUAUCAUCACACAAUUGCCCAAAGUAAGUCUAAAACUUCUUGACUUGCAAGUUGUUAGUAUAGUUAUGUGCCCAUCCCUCCUUAACCAUCUCUUCAUUCAGCAAGCCUUUACUGGCCAUUUUUCUUAAAGGAAACCAUAUAAUUAUUUUCAUUUAAGAGGCUACCUAAAGUUUACAGAGAUCAGAACAUUUAGUGGAAUAAGCCUGUUGUUAAGCAAUAUAAAACACUAACUCAAAAGUGAAGAUGCAGUAUUCAAUCUCAAUACUUAGCUAAUUUCCAAAGUCAUAUUUUCUUAAUCGUACGUCAGGGAGCCGAAAAUGGAUCUUUGUCAUGACGACUGAAUGAUAGGAUCUGCAGUUCAGAUUAUGCUCCCACAUUGCCCUUAUUUUGAUACAUCUACAGAUAACCUUCCUGAUAUCACAGCAGUACAUCAGCAGGGCCACUUGCCACCUGCUGCUCUGGACAGAUUUAAAAUGGUAUUAAGGCAAUGCAGCAUCUGAAAUGUCUUUUGACCAUGGGCAUCCAUGAGGGGGCAUGUCAAAAUCUGCAAGAUGGCAGACACAGCAUUGCAAUUUUUAUGCAUGUGCAAAGUUGGUGGACAUACAAAAGUGUAGGACUUGGAUCCCAACGUUGUACCUGCCUGUGACCCCCCAGAUUUUAAUUGUUCAAACAGAUUUUGACCUCUUCCCCCAGUAGAUGUUGCUGCUUUUGACCUUCUCUCCUUUUACUAGAACCAAGGCAGUAUAAAAAGACAUCAUUUUUACACAAAGAGGAAAACCUUUUAUCUCCCUAUCAGUAGUUCAGGCUUUGAAAGCAGACAGCAAUGAAAUGGAAAGAAACACGCGCUUGUGCUGUUUGGUCUUCCCUGGUGUGUGGUUUGUAUGAUGGUUUUUGUAUGUGGAAUAGCUUUAGUAUGUUUUCUAUUGUCUAUUUUUCUCUGGAAAUCCACUGUGAAGUGUGUGUGGCUGGUAGGUAGCAUGAAGAGGAUGUGAUCAUCUGUAGCAUAUAAAGCACAAAGAGGAACUUGGUCUGUUUAUGGUUCCAGGUGAAAGCAAUAUUGAGUAAGGCUUGAGAGAGGGGAAAACAUUCUCCCCCAGAGCUUCUGUUAUUGGAGUAACCUAAUAUUUAGGCAUAUGGGAGUGAGAGGGGAGUUUCUUUUUAAAUCAGGCCAGGGACGUUCCUUCCUUUUCACUUCUUUCCUGGCAGGAAACAGGAUUAUAGAAUUGGAUGGGAGGGUAGAAAAUCCUGUGGUACAAUAUUGCAAAGUUUUGUGAAUGUCACUUCCAUGCAUUCAUGUCAAGUUCACUUAGCAGAAAUGACAACUGGGUUUUGGCUUGUGGGGUAGGCCAAACUGUGUUAAACUCUCUAUUUACAAACUGAACUCUGAAUUGUUGUAGUAAUGGCCAUUGUUUCAUGUUGAUUUUCCUUUCCACAUGGAUAGAAUUUUAAGUCCAAACAAGAUACUUACCCCAGUUACCUAUCACAAAGUCUAGAGAAGGGACACGCCUGAUUGUAGUGGAAAUGUAAGCUCAUGGAGUGGUAUAAAAAGUUAGAUCAAAUAAAAGCAGGAUUGCAGUUAAGGGUAUUGGAUCUUUCACUUCAAAAUAAAUACUCUGCUCUUAGUUCUGGGCAUGGCCAAUGUCUGUCUUAAAUCUUGCUUCUUACAAAAUGUUCUGUGAUUAUUCUUUCUCUGUUCUCUUUUGAAACAUUUUCUGUUUCAUCCAAAGAGCAUCAAGUGUCAAUCUGGCUGAUCUCCGUUAGUGGGGUUUUUUUUAAUUGAACAUGCCCAAAUAGUAACACUGGCUACUACAUAAUACAAGCCUUUGAAUUAUACAGGGGCUUUCUGUAGCAAGUCCAGCAUUAAGGGGGACAUUUUGGCUAUUCAGAAGCCACAUUAUUUAUUUAUUUAAAGAUUUAUAUGUCUGUCCAAACUCACAAAAAUAUGACUCCAGGCAGUGUACAACCAUAAAAUAAAUAAUCCCCCCCCCCUUGGCAAAACCCCAAUAACAAGAACAAUUCACACAAUGAGGGCAUAACAACAUAUACUUCCCUCUCCCAGGACGAGCUCACCUUUAUGAUGAACUCAACAUUAUGAUGGUUGCUCUGUGAUACAUCACUGAAAUCUUUGCAUUCAUUUCUGACAAGAUUAUAGCCAUUUCAUACUGAAUUAUAAAGCAACUGAAUUACCUCAGUGUUUAGCUCAGUUUCCACAUAAAGUAUGAGGAAUGGAUGAAUAACACUUACGCAUAGAGGACAUGCUCAAUGAAUUGUCACUAAACAGCUUCCUGGCAGAUGGCUAUGCCUCUUUAGAACCAUACAUAUGCCCUUUACACUAAUGUGUUCCUUGUGGGGCAAUUCUGAUGUAAUUUGGCUGCUUGGCCUAAUGUGAAACAGCUUGGAAAUAUAAUAUCGGCUUAAAAUAUCACAUAAUAUUUCUGAAGUGUCAGUUGUGACCCCCACAAUUUGUUAAUUGUUCAGACAGAGGGAACAUAAACCACAUAAAUAUUGAUAAUUAGAUUGAUUAGCAUGUAUGCAUCUCCUUGUUUAAUGAUAUAUUUGUUUAUAUCUGUACAAUUUCUGAGCCACUGCAGAGAGUAAGGAAGAUGACCUUGAUGCAGAUUUGCAAGCUCCAUUACCAAAGCAAUAAGGGGUGAAUCAUACCAUAAGUCAUAGCAAAUAGUAUUUGGAAGAGGUUCAGACAGAAACCUCCCCAAUUCACAGGAGUAUAAGAAGGGGUACAGGUAGUCCCUAGGUUAAGAACGGCCAGUUUACGGACAACCCAUA